Messenger RNA from Cladocopium goreaui, 1613 nucleotides. The record is from the annotation of a GenBank genome assembly. NCBI's taxonomy places the organism in Eukaryota, Dinophyceae, Suessiales, Symbiodiniaceae.
GAUGUCUCUCCCGCUGGUGAUCCGCUGGUGACGCGAUGGCGUGAUGGCGUGAUGGGCCUGACUUGCAGCUGCUGCGUGAGUGAAGAUUCACCAGGAGCACUACCAGCACUACCGAAGUGCAACUCUGAUGCUUGGAUUGGUCAAGAGCAUACCGAGCCAGAGCUGGACUGUCUCGCUUGCGGUGGAAACGGCUGUAGUCUUUGUCGUGACAGCGCCCUUGCACUGUCAGAUGACUUGGCCCAGCUUCAACAAACCGCGGCCCCGGCGCCACGCGCGCCGUCCGACUUGGUUCGAGACGCGCUCAUGCAAGUCUUAUCCACCUGCAAGUCGACAUCUAGCGGGUGGCGCCUGGGUGAGCUCUUCAAGCAUCUCAUGGAGUGCAAACACGCCAUCAGCGACGCCUCAAAGGUGAGUCGUAAGGUGGCGGUGGACUUUUUAUUCGGCGAGACGAAGAAACCCCACACGCAUCGGCAGUGCACAAUUCAUAUGCAUGAUAGGACUUUUGAUAUCUCAACGCAAAACAAGCGGCUGGAUGGCAUCGAGUUGUCCAAACAGUUCGAUGCAUGGCGCAAGGACACCCGGGCCGAAGCAGCUGCUCAAGGCAUUGCUUUCCGACCGGGCACAUCCUUGCAGCACGUCUUGGCUGGGAAAGUGGAAGAUGUGGAUUCAACCAGUUUCGCCACAGCGGUGGAUAUGCACUUUCUGAAUCCCAGCAAUCCAGAGCUCUACAACUCGCUCUUCACGUUCUUCAAGCUCUUCUUCAAGGUCGCCCACCAGCUCCAUCAACGCGGUGACGGCCACGCGCUUCUGGCGGCCUGCGCAGCCACAGUACCGCGUGCCAGCGCAGUGAUGAAGGACAUCAUUGAGGAUACCAAGUAUCGGAUCAGCGCUACACAGAUGACAGGAGUGAUGCGACAUCGCUUUACUUGCCGUUGGAAUCUGAAAGCCAUCCGGAAACGCUUCGGCGAAGAUCAGUAUCAUGUCUUUCGAGACAUGCCGAUGUACGAUUGGCGCUUGGAGUCGGCGACGGACUCUGAGCUCCUGGCGUUGUCGCUGCGGACCAUGGAUCACCACCAAGUGGAGAUCAGCUUCCUGGUGUCCGACAACGGAAAGCUGGUCUGGUCCGACGGCCAUGGACCGCGCCAGGGCGAAGUGCCCAGCUUCUGGGCUGGCGCCUUUAACAUCCGGGUGAUCAACGGCCGAUGGCCCCUGGCCUGUUGCGGUUGCUUCGGCACGGCACAUCUGCCCGCGCUCUGCUUUCACGUCGAGGCCUUUCGUGAACCACAUCCCAUGUUCCGAGUUUCGUGCAAGGAGAUGGGCCACUUCCCAAUGGAAUGGUUUUAUAGCCCCCUCUUUGACAUGGCUCAUAUGCGCUCGCUGCUGGUACGCCAUCUCAAUGUGGAAUGCUACUUCUUAGGCGAUGAAUGCCACCUCCACGUGCACUUUCAGCUGGCUCGGCUCAGCAGCAUUCUAAAGAGGGCCCUGAAAGUCUUCUCCUCGAGGCUGCUGGACGUCGUCUUCGGUGCGGUCCACGAGGACCCCCCGGUGGUGCUGCUGGCGGCGCUGGGCGACGACUUCACAGAGCUAGAAGGGCAGCUGCCGUGACCAAAAAA